Amaranthus tricolor (Joseph's coat) is the source of this 915-nucleotide messenger RNA. RefSeq lists its product as uncharacterized. The record is from RefSeq and is a predicted model, not a curated record. The annotation marks the transcript as partial. The transcript has a single exon. Lineage: Eukaryota; Viridiplantae; Streptophyta; Magnoliopsida; Caryophyllales; Amaranthaceae.
AACAACAACAACAACAACAAUAAUAAUAAUAAUAAUAAUAAUAAUAAUAAUAAUAAUAAUAAUAAUAAUAAUAAUAAUAAUAAUAAUAACAACAAUAAUAAUAAUAAUAAUAAUAAUAACAAUAAUAAUAAUAAUAAUAAUAAUAAUAAUAAUAAUAAUAAUAAUAAUAAUAAUAAUAAUCAUAAUAAUCAUAAUAAUAAUAAUAAUAAUAAUAAUAAUAAUAAUAAUAAUAAUAAUAAUAAUAAUAAUAAUAAUAAUAAUAAUAAUAACAACAAUAAUAAUAAUAAUAAUAAUAAUAAUAAUAAUAAUAAUAAUAAUAAUAAUAAUAAUAAUAAUAAUAAUAAUAAUAAUAAUAAUAAUAAUAAUAAUAAUAAUAAUAAUAAUAAUAAUAACAACAAUAAUAAUAAUAAUAAUAAUAAUCAUAAUAAUAAUAAUAAUAAUAAUAAUAAUAACAACAAUAAUAAUAAUAAUAAUAAUAAUAAUAAUAAUAAUAAUAAUAAUAAUAAUAAUAAUAAUAAUAAUAAUAAUAAUAAUAAUAAUAAUAAUAAUCAUAAUAAUAAUAAUAAUAAUAAGAAUAAUAACAAUAAUAAUAAUAAAAACAAUAUUAAGAAUAAUAACAAUAAUAAUAAUAAUAACAAUAAUAAUAAUAAUAAUAAUAAUAAUAAUAAUAAUAAUAAUAAUAAUAAUAAUAAUAAUAAUAAUAAUAAUAAUAAUAACAAUAAUAAGAAUAAUAACAAUAAUAAUAAUAAUAAUAACAAUAAUAAUAAUAAUAAUAACAAUAAUAAUAAUAAUAAUAUUAACAAUAAUAAUAAUAAUAACAAUAAUAAAAAUAACAAAAAUAAUAAUAAUAAUAAUAACAAUAAUAAUAAUAAUAAUAAUAAUAAUAAUAAUAAUAAUAAUAAUAAUAAUAAUAAU